GAUAUUGGAAUCCAUGAAUGGAAACAGAGGAUCAUCAACACUUGAAGCUGCUGCAAAACAGAGAUUGAAGGUUAAGAAGGAGACGACGACUCUAUUCCCAUCAUCAUCAUCCUCCGAUGUUGCCUCUGCAGCAGCAGCAGCUGAUCAAGUGGAUGAGGUCGACGUGGCGAAUUAUGCAUUAAUGGAAGAUCAGGAUAAGAGAAAGAGAUCAUCAGGCGUGAAGAAGCCGUUAGCUGGUGGUGGGACUGCAGGGAGGUGUUGUCAAGCGGAGAGGUGUACGGCGGAUCUGACGGAGGCCAAGCUUUAUCACCGUCGUCAUAAGGUAUGUGAACUUCAUGCUAAGGCGCAGGCUGUCAUCGUCGCCGGAAUCCCACAGCGUUUCUGUCAGCAAUGCAGCAGAUUCCACGAGGUGUCAGAGUUUGACGACGCCAAAAGAAGUUGCCGGAGGAGGCUGGCCGGGCACAAUGAACGGAGGCGGAAGAGCACGGUGGAGACACAAUUACCAGAUGGAAGCUCCGGCAGCCGUGGCGGCGGCGGUGGCGGUGGCGGCGGCGGACAACAAGGAUCGGAAAACAACGGUUGUGGACAAGUGGUGGAUGAAAGAGGGAGGAUUCAGUAUCAGGAUCCUAACUCUGGAUCCAACUGCAACUACAAACACUUUCAAAUCAGAUAAACGACGUCGUCGUCUUCUUUAGCUUUCUCUCUUCUGUCAUAUCAAUUAUAAUAAUUAAUUAAUUAAUUAAUUAUUCUACCCAAUAAAUAUCAUAAUCAUAAUGAAGAAGCAUCAAGAGAGUCUAUUAUUCUAUUAUUAAUAACUGGGGAGAUUGAGUCUGAUUCAAGUAUUUCAACUCAAAUCUUAAUAUCAGUCUGAGUUUUAUUAUUUGUCAUUUCUAAUUAUAUAAUAAUAUCGUAAUUGUAACAAUAUUAUCAUUGAACGGUGAUUGGAUUUCAA
Messenger RNA from Impatiens glandulifera, 952 nucleotides. RefSeq names its product squamosa promoter-binding-like protein 4. Gene Ontology annotation, molecular function: DNA binding. Lineage: Eukaryota; Viridiplantae; Streptophyta; Magnoliopsida; Ericales; Balsaminaceae. The coding region runs from base 14 to 673 and encodes 219 amino acids. Gene Ontology annotation, cellular component: nucleus. The transcript has 2 exons. The record is from RefSeq and is a predicted model, not a curated record.